This is a messenger RNA of Castor canadensis (American beaver), 4789 nucleotides long. RefSeq names its product chromobox 6 (gene Cbx6). The record is from RefSeq and is a predicted model, not a curated record. Gene Ontology annotation, cellular component: chromatin; PRC1 complex. Gene Ontology annotation, biological process: negative regulation of transcription by RNA polymerase II. Lineage: Eukaryota; Metazoa; Chordata; Mammalia; Rodentia; Castoridae. Gene Ontology annotation, molecular function: chromatin binding.
GCUUGGCGCAAGCCAAGCAUCCACCAGUCUCCCGCCCCAGCUCCAGCCGCUAGGCGAGGCCCCUUUAAGAGCCAGUGCGCGCCCCCGCCCCGCCAGCUCUCACUUUCCCUAGCAACCGCCCCGGGGGAGGGGGAGGUCCUGGCAACAGCGCGUUGGCCAGGACGGUCACGUGACGGCCCGCAGCUGGAACGCGAGCGCGCGUCUCGCCGCGCGCCCGCCCGCCGGGGCCUGUGCGCUGCGGCGCGUGCGCGAGCGGUGCAGCACCGGUCGCGGGAGCUGGGAGUAUUAUGGGCUGUGGGUGCCGCUGAGCAAGAUGGAGCUGUCUGCAGUGGGCGAACGGGUCUUCGCGGCCGAAUCCAUCAUUAAACGGCGGAUCCGCAAGGGACGUAUCGAGUACCUGGUGAAAUGGAAGGGGUGGGCGAUCAAGUACAGCACUUGGGAGCCCGAGGAGAACAUCCUGGACUCGCGGCUCAUCGCAGCCUUCGAGCAGAAGGAGAGGGAACGUGAGCUGUAUGGGCCCAAGAAGAGGGGACCCAAACCCAAAACUUUCCUUCUGAAGGCCCGGGCCCAGGCGGAGGCCCUCCGCCUCAGUGACGUGCAUUUCUCUGUCAAGCCGAGUGCCAGCGCCUCCUCGCCCAAGCUGCACUCCAGCGCCGCCGUGCACCGGCUCAAGAAAGACAUCCGCCGCUGCCACCGCAUGUCCCGCCGCCCCCUGCCCCGCCCAGACCCUCAGGGGGGCAGCCCUGGCCUGCGCCCGCCCAUCUCGCCCUUCUCAGAGACCGUGCGCAUCAUCAAUCGUAAAGUGAAGCCUCGGGAGCCCAAGCGGAACCGCAUCAUCCUCAAUCUGAAGGUGAUCGACAAGGGCCCGGGCGGAGGUGGCGCGGGGCAGAGUGCUGGGGCGCUCGCGCGCCCCAAAGUCCCCUCCCGGAACCGCGUCAUCGGGAAGAGUAAGAAGUUCAGCGAGAGCAUCCUCCGCACCCAGAUCCGCCACAUGAAGUUUGGCGCCUUCGCGCUGUACAAGCCCCCGCCCGCCCCUCUGUCGCCCCCGCCCGCAGGCAAGGCUGAGGUCACCGCCUCCCCAGGCCCGGGGCUACUACUGCCCGCCUCAGCCCCCACCGCCCCCUACGAUGCCCGCAGCUCCAGCUCUUCUGGUUGCCCUUCGCCCACGCUGCAGUCCUCUGACCCCGAUGAUGCGCCGCCUAAGCUACUCCCCGAGACCAUGAGCCCAAAUGCCCCCGACUGGCGCGAGCCCGAGGUGCUCGACCUGUCCAUCCCCCCGGAGUCGGCAGCCACCGGCAAGAGGGCACCUUCUGAUGUCACUACUGCUGCUGGCCAGGCACUAACCACAGUUCCAGAGUCCGCUGGUGCCUCCGAGCCAGAGGCUGGUGACUGGCGCCCUGAGAUGUCACCCUGCUCCAAUGUGGUCGUCACUGAUGUCACCAGCAACCUCCUGACGGUCACUAUCAAGGAGUUCUGCAACCCUGAGGAUUUCGAAAAGGUGGCUGCUGGGGUAGCAGGUGCUGCAGUCGGAGCUGGCAGCAGUGGGGUGAGCAAAUAAGGGUGCUCCCCCAACAAGGGGGGUGGGGGGGCUCUUUUGCCCCAAAUCACACUUGUGCUCCCUUCCUGCCCCUGCCCUCAGACCUGUCUGCCUGUGCUUUGCUUGUCUCAAAUGGCUGGGUGUUUGUUGACCCAGGGAUGGGAUGGGCAGUUGCCCCCCACCAAGGCCAGUAGGCUGGGCAGUCCAGGACUGGAUUAGGGCUGGGGCAGGGAAUGGGCACCAAGGAGUGCUCAACUCCUGUCUUUUGGCACUGUCCUUGCCCAUGCACUAUGGGGCCCACUGGGUGGUUUCUGGGGAACCCUAAAACCUGGGGUUCACCUGCCCUCACCUACAUCCUACCUUGUCUCUGCCUAGCUUGCUUCUUGCUCUCAUGUAUAAGCAUCUGGUCACUAGGUGCUAACCCAGCAGCUGCAGGGCUUCCUGCCUGUAUGGCAUCACCCCAGAUUAGAGUGAAGGAUGAGGCCAGAUGGCCCUUCCUUCUACACCAUCAAGGGUGGCAGCAACUGGGCCAGAGAUCCACUUCCCUGGCUACCUGCUUUUGGGCCAGGCCUUUGUGCCCCCUACCCUAUUUCUUCCCGGAGCCCCUCUUGAAGUUGGAAGGAGCUGGUGCAGAUACACCCUGCUGGAGCUUCUGGGCACCUAAAGGCCCUUCAGUUCUCGAUCAAAGGUGCUACAAGAACCUGUUGUGGGAACUUCUAGCUGUGCAUGUGCAUCAGCCCCCUUGGUGUGUUUGUGUCUCCACAUGUGCAGUGGGUGCUGGGCCCCAGCUUUCCCCUUGGCUCAGACAGUGUCAUUGAAGGCUGGGCUCAGCCCUCCCUCACUAGCAGGGCCUGGCGUGGUUGGGUUCAGAGAGAUCUCUGUGGAGGCCACUAAGCCUCUCCUCUUGGUCCAGGUAUGCUGGGUGUGCCAAGCCCUCGGGCCCUUCUCCUUGGGGUGGUCAGCCCCACAGUUGGGUCUUCACUGUAGACCUGGCAUGGUGGUGAUAGUGGUAGAGAGAGGGAGCCCUGCUCCAGCCUACCUUCCUCCAGGUGUUUGGGGAGGAAAGAGGAGGCCUGGAGAUCUCCUGGGGGUCUUCACCUUCUCCCACCCAUCUCGGUUGCUUCUGGCCGCUGAGGCUUUCUCAUAGCCCAGCCCGCUCGAAACAUCGGGAGGCCUUGGAUGCCCUGGGCAGCAUCUGUUGCUCUCUGCUGCCAGGGAGCUGAGGCAUCCAUGCCAGUGGCAGAGACCAAAACCCCACUUUUAGGCUGGGCCUGGGAGGGUAGGCAGGCCAGAGGAGAGAGACCACAGAGGGACCUGUGUUCAGGAGAGCCAGGGUAUCUCUCUGGGGUAGGGGGCAUGGGUGGCAUGUUUCUGUGUGUGACUGGAGCAAGUCUCCAGUGUGCACAGCCAUUGGUACCCGCUCAGAAGCAUGAUGGCAAAAAGCAUGUGGAGGGCAGAAAGGGAAGCAAUCAGAUGACAGCAUGUUGGUCCCUUAAGGGGGAGCCCCUGCCAGGGACUCAGCAUAGCUCCCGACCCUCCCUGCUCCAGGGUAUAGAACAGGGGCCCUUACAGGGUUUGAGGGGCAACACUCCUGGGUUCUCCACCCCCCCACCCUUUGUGUUGGCUCCAAGACCGUCCAAGUGCCAAUUGGCUUUUCCCCAAAAUAAGGGCUGGUAUUUCUCCUCUGUCCUUAGAGGUGAUUUCCCCCGACCCCCUCCCAGGUGUGCUGCCACCUGGGUGCCAGUUACAGGUGUUUCCAGAGACCAUAGAAAUGUGUUUUCCUGAGAGUCUGUGUCAUUCGUGACUUUUUUUGUAAAGAAGUUGUGUUUUCAGAGGUGAUUUUAUGAUGGAAAGUGAAAGAAUUAGUUUUUCAAAAAAAAAAAAAAAAAGCAAAAAAAGAGGAAAAAAAUAGAAAAAAAAUAUUGUGGGAUUCCUAAGGGACUUGCGGGGAGUGGGGGGGAAAGAGAUAUUUAAAGAGAACAUAGUAGCACUGCGAUUGCACAGGUGAGGUGGCAAUGUGAGGAAUGGGGGAGGGGAGGCCUGGGCCUGAUUGCCGGGUCCCCUGGGGUCUCAGGCACCCUGGAGACAUUCUGGCCACCCUCCUUCUUUGUCCCCAGGCAGGGUGAGCCUUCCCUGCUGACCCAGGCCCAGACUUCCACUCCAUUCCUUGAGCAAAGGGAAAGAUGACAGCUCCCAAGGGAGCUAGCUAGAAUUUUUUGGGGGGAGGCAAGCAAAGGGAGGCUGGGGAGGGGGCCGGGCCUUGCCUCGUUGGCAAUUUUCUCCAGGAAUGCUGGUGAGUAGUAAUUUGGUUUUUUUGCUCACCUCCAUUCUUUUGCCAGCUUGUGGGGCCAUGUGGUCCCCGAUACCACCACUCCAUGGGGGGCAGCUCCCCCAGUCACCCCAAAGACCGUGACACCACUGAGAGAAGCUGUGGGCCCUCGUAGAGACUCUUUAGAUGCUGGCUGACUGGGAUAGCUGGAAAGAAGGGAAGGCCUUUCAUGGUGGGUUGUUGCCCUGGGCCCCAGCCUGGACAGCCCCACUCCUGCCUGUGUGUGUGCAUGUGCACACUGCCUCAAGGCCUGUGGCUGCCCUAGGAUCAAGAGCAAGGGGAACCCUCCUUCCUGGUCCCAGGCUGCCUGCUGGCCGACAUGCCCUGGCCACUCCCUCUCCCAUUUGCACGGAUCAGCCUCCUUCACCCUUUGCUGCUUUUCCAUUUGCCUAAUUACCAAGCAGAAGUUGCAGCCUGGUUUGCUUUAUUUUUGUAUGUGAAAUAACGCCCCCUUCCUGUGUUCGAUUUUGGGUGGACAUUGGUCAUGUCCCCUUAAAUGUAGCCCCCCCCAUGUGUCAUAGGAAACACGUGAGGCCUGAUGUCUCUGGUGUGAGAUGGAAAAUUGGGGCCUGUCCCUAUCUGGUUUCCCUCUCUGACCCCUCUGCCUUUCUGUGAAAGGGCUGUGCUGUAUAGCAAGGCCUUGCGAGAAGCACUUUGGUGCUCCAUGUUGCUGGCAGUGGGGCCUCCAGCCACCCACAGUCCCUGCAGAAGGUCACGGUCAAAAUGAGCCUCCUCCUUCCUCAGAUCUGGGAAGAGGUGAUGACCAAGUCCCCAGCCUCAGUGGGAAGAGGGUAGAGUGGGAGGGGUCGCCCCAUUUCAGAGGGGGCAAAGCUGCUUCACUGGGAUAACAUGGCAAGCUGAGAGCCCAGGCUGUCCCAUGCUUUAGAUAAAAAAAAAAUAAUAAUAAGGUAGGAACCCUGGGG